Molecule: messenger RNA, 1221 nt
Organism: Dioszegia hungarica
Lineage: Eukaryota; Fungi; Basidiomycota; Tremellomycetes; Tremellales; Bulleribasidiaceae
Exons: 4
Coding region: 1-1221 (406 amino acids)
Source: RefSeq, a predicted model, not a curated record
AUGUCGGAUGCGGAGGAUCAAGAUGCGGUCAGUGGAGAAGCAGGAGAUGACAGUGGGGACUUGGCGGAAGGAGGAGGCGGAGGUCAGACGGGCGGGCUUUGCGGUCUCCCAGAAUUCGAGGCGGAAGAAGAUGGAGACGUGUUCGGCGGACGCGAAUCGGACCUAGAGUCGUUGUUUCGAGAGGAGGAGGACUGGCGGACCGCCGAUGACGAGCUCGACAAGGACAAAGCAAAGCUUCCAAGGCUCAUCGAUGCAGAUCCGGAUGAGCUUGAGACUGGAGUUCAGGUGUCAUUUGCUGGUGAUCUUCACCCCAGCUUCCUCCUCGGAUUUGCGGUACCCUUCAUCCCAACCUCCCCGCUCGUCGUCUCCCCAGUCGAGCUCGACAUCUCAGCCGACCACCCACUGCACAAGGAGGCAUUCGACACGGUCGCCAAGUGGUUUGCGGAAGACGACAAUCUCGGUCCCGGACCUAGAAGACAAUUCGAAAAGGUGUUCGUAUGGGCCAAAACCGCGCUCGACCUCAGCACCGGUAUCGGUCGUAUCAACCAAAUCUUCAGCCAUCUCGCUACGUCCUUCGGUCGACUUCUCGCUGGGCAGGCGGCCCAGACUGCUACGGCGGAGCUAGCUGCCACCAGCGCUGACCUUCACAAUCAGCUCGAGCAGGCGAGAAACCUCAGCGACUGUAUCCAGUUCCAGCUUGCUACCGCCCAAGAUGACCACAAGAGGGACAAGGAGGCUGCGGCAUCCGCCAUCAACGAGCGGGACGACAUACGGGGUCGACUUGCCGAGCUCGCUGCCGCCCAAAUUCAGAGGGACAAUCGUAUCAUCGACCUCUCCUCCCAACUCUCAAGUGCCAGAGGCGAGAUCGCUCUCCUCCACAAGCAGCUGGGGGAUACCAAGAUCGCCCAGCGUUGUGCCACGGACCUGGCGGUCUCAGCGGUUGACCGCGUGGAAACCCAAAUCAACGAUCUUGCCGCCGAAUCCGCACGAGCGUCUUUGGCCUCUUCUUCCGCUAUCCGCAAUGUCGACACCAUCAAGCAGCUACUGCUCGUCCUCGCUUCGGACCUCGGGGCCUCACAUGCGUCGCACACGUCACUCGAGGCAGAUUUGGGUCUCGCGCUCGGAUCGAUCCGGGGGGAGAGGGUCAAAUUGGCGGCGGAUCCUAUCGAGGCGGACGACCAGUCUUCGGCUAAUAAGAUGAAAAUCGAUGGGAUGGAAUGA